UAGGAGGCUGCCUGGCCAGUGUCGGGCCACAUCCCACUUUGCCUUGUUACCCACUACAGCGUCGUCAUCAGGCCACCCACCACGGGAGAAUGGAGGCACCUGCACAGGAAGGCUCCAGCUUCAAGGCAGGAGCUAUGGCCCAGGCAUCCGGUGGCUCCCCAGAGUCCCACGAUGCCCAGCUGCCACCGCCACCUCAGCCCGAGGACGAGGAGGGGCAAGGGGAGGGGCUCGUGGAGCUGCACGCCUCCUUCCGGGAGCUGUUCACCUUCUUCUGCACCAACGCCACCAUCCAUGGCGCCACCCGCCUCGUCUGCUCCAGCCAGAACCGCCUCAAGACGGCAUCCUGGGGGCUGCUGUUCCUGGGUGCCCUGGGUGCACUCUACUGGCAGUUUGGGCUCCUCUUUGAGCAGUACUGGAGCUACCCGGUCAUCAUGACCGUGUCCGUGCACUCGGAGCGAAAGCUCUUCCCGUCGGUCACUCUGUGUGACGUGAACCCACACAGGCCGAGCUCAGUCCGCCACCAUCUGCAGGCACUCGAUCGGUUCGCCCGGGAGAACAUCCGCUCUCUCUACAAAUUCAACUUCAGCGAGGACGGGGAUGGCCCCUUUGCCGACGACCAGGGCCCACGGCCUGCCUUCUACCUGGACCGCAGCGUCCGUCUGCAGAGGCUGAGCCACCCAGGUGGCCAGAGCAGAGUGGGUUUCAGACUGUGUAACAGCACAGGCGGAGACUGCUUCUACCGGGCCUUCUCGUCAGGUGUGACAGCCGCCCGAGAAUGGUACCGCUUCCACUAUGUGAGCAUCUUGGCCCUGCUGCCCGCUGCCCACGAGGACAGCCACCAGAGCCACGGUGGCCACUUUGUCUUCUCUUGCCAAUUCGACGGCCGGGACUGCCAGGCCCGGCACUUCCAGACGUUCCACCACCCCACCUAUGGCAGCUGCUAUACCUUCAAUGGUGUCUGGGCUGCGCAGCGCCCGGGCAUCACCCAUGGUGAGUGCCAGCCGCAGGCGGAGUGGGGGAGAAGGCAUCCUGGCCAGCCUGGCCUCACCCCGCUUCUUCCCCCAGGAAUCAGCCUGGUCCUCAGGACUGAGCAGCAGGACCACCUCCCGCUGCUGUCCACGGAGGCUGGCAUCAAAGUCAUGAUUCAUGAACGUGACCACACACCUUUCCUGGAGCACCAGGGUUUCAGCAUCCGGCCGGGGACCGAGACCACCAUCGGCAUCCGAGAGGACGAGGUGCGCCGGCUGGGGAGCCCCUAUAGUCACUGCACCGAUGGUGUGGAGGGUGUGGGUGGGCAGCUGCUGUACAAUGCCUCCUAUACCCUGCAGGCCUGCCUGGUAUCCUGUUUCCAGCAGCUCAUGGUGGAGACCUGCUCCUGCGGCUACUACUUCUACCCUCUGCCGGCAGGGGCCCAGUACUGCAGCUACUCCCGGCACCCAGCCUGGGGCCACUGCUUCUACCGCCUCUACAGGGACCUGGGGACACACCGACUUCCUUGUGCCUCCCGCUGCCCCAGGUCCUGCAGGGAGUCUUCCUACAAGCUCUCUGCCGGGACCUCGAGGUGGCCUUCCUCCAAGUCAGCUCACCCUGAGGGCUGGGAGGAGCAGUGGCCACAACGAGGCUUCUGUGUGCAGGACUGGAUCCUGGCUGUGCUGGGCAAGCCAGGCCGCAGGAGCUCAAGCCAGAGCAAGAGCCCAAGCCCAAGCCUCAGGAGCAACAUGGCCAAGGUGAACAUCUUCUACCAGGAGCUCAACUACCGAACAGUGGAGGAGACACCCGUUUACUCGGUGCCCGAGCUGCUCUCAGCCAUGGGCAGCCUCUGGAGCCUGUGGUUCGGCUCCUCUGUCCUCUCUGUCCUGGAGCUGUUGGAGCUGCUGCUCGAUGCCGUAGCCCUCACACUGCUCCUGGGCUGCCGCUGGCUCCGCAGAACUCGGGGGUCCCAGACAGGGGCAGCCACAGUGGCGUCCCACGCCAAGCCGGAGGCCAGCCAGUUGCCCACUGACUGCAGGAACGACGUUAAUCAUCUGGGGGGCCCUGCCGGCCUCUUCUCCCAUGCCGCUUCUGGGAGCUGUGGCAGGAAUCUUUGCUGAAGAGUUAGGCCAAGUGAGAGCCCCAGCCUCCUGACACCUGAACCAGCCUGAGCUUGUUCUGACCCUGCGGAAUAUGGGAGCGGUGGGCUCUCCUGGCUGCCCAGAGUGAACCAGACCAGCCCCACAGAGCCACCACCAGGCAGCCAAGCCAAGCCCAGGGCCCAGGAAGCAGCAGCACGGAGCCCGCGGGCAGGCAGGCAGGCACCAGGGUGCCCAGCCCAUUGGGCCCCUCUCAUCAGCCCAGUGGUGGCCCAGGGGUGGCCUCACUCAAGGAGGCCCAGGGCAGGGGGGAGGGGAGUGUCCCCACCACUCUGGAUUCCUGCGUCUAGUCUGUACGUACCCGUGAGUGUGUGCAU
Molecule: messenger RNA, 2446 nt
Organism: Lynx canadensis (Canada lynx)
Lineage: Eukaryota; Metazoa; Chordata; Mammalia; Carnivora; Felidae
Gene: SCNN1D
Product: sodium channel epithelial 1 subunit delta
Exons: 12
Coding region: 90-2090 (666 amino acids)
Biological process (GO): sodium ion transmembrane transport
Cellular component (GO): membrane
Molecular function (GO): ligand-gated sodium channel activity
Source: RefSeq, a predicted model, not a curated record